AUUAUGAAAGACAAUAUGAAUAAAAUUUGCGAGAUUUGUAGCGAUAAAGCAUUGGGCCGACACUUCGGUGCCAUUACUUGUGAAUUGUGUAAAGCAUUCUUCCGGAGGAAUGCACUCAAAAAUAAGGUUUGGAAAUGCCUUUCGGAUGGAAAGUGCAAAAUAACUCCAAAUACUAAAACCUUAUGCAAAACAUGUAGACUUCAUAAGUGUUUUGCAGUGGGUAUGAGAAAGGAAUUGAUACUAAAUGAUGAGGAAAGGGAGCAAAGGAGACAAUUACUCGAAGAAAAUAGACGCAAACGAAAGGCAUUAAAUGAAAGUCAAAACACAUCCUCAGAAGUGAAUGUGUCUUCAAAUUCACAAUCACUUGAGUCGACCAUUUCUGGUGAUUGUGGUGACAGUGACUCCUUAGAUGCCAUAAUAGGAUGUGUUUCGGAUACUACCGAUGAGGGUCUGAGCGCACAGAUUAUGGAAAUCGAAAAUUAUGUCAAUAGUGAGCACUCGGACCACAGUAUUGAAGCAUUGGGUGAUAGACUUAUGUUAGAAGAUAUCAAACAGAGGUCACGACAAAUAGCUAUCAUUCCUAUGUUUAAAGGUCUCGCAGAUUAUACCACUUUGAAUGAAUUGGAAAUCAAUAAACUUGGAGAGUUAUUGAGCUUGUCCAAAAUAUUUGAGUACCCAUCCAGCACAAAUUUAUUAAAACUGACGGACAUAACAGAAUACUUUAAGAUCUCUAAUAAAAGACUGGAAGUGACUGUUAAAGAAUUUCUGAGUUUUAGCAAAGGGUUGAGUGGAUUCACUAAUGUAUGUCCUGAUGACCAGUACACCCUAUUUAAGUAUGGGUGCUCUGAGAUGUUGCUUAUUAGAUGUCUUAUGAUAACGACACCUCACUUAUAGUUAAUUAUGAUUCAUUUACUGCCGAGAUAUCCAGGUCUUAUUUGAUGUUUAAAAAUGAAUUUAAGGAUUAUUUGAACAAGAUUCUACCGCUAUGGAACCGUGACCGUAUAAUAUUGGAAUUGCUCAAUGCUAUUGCACUGUUCAAUCCUAAUCGACCAAAUCUUAAACAUAGAAAAAAAAUUAAACUCGAACAACAAUUAUAUAUCUAUUUAUUGAAAAGAUAUUUACUAUUGAAGUGUCGAUCAGAUUGUGAAUCUCAGGAAAGAUUAUGUAAACUAAUGAACACUUUCGCCGAUAUCUACAAAAUAAUUGAAACACAAAAAGUGUAUAAUAUUGGAGAGAAUGAAAUAUAUUUGCAAACAUAUGGACCACUAAUGAGGGAGAUAUUUGAUUUACC
Molecule: messenger RNA, 1291 nt
Organism: Oppiella nova
Lineage: Eukaryota; Metazoa; Arthropoda; Arachnida; Sarcoptiformes; Oppiidae
Source: the annotation of a GenBank genome assembly